CGUCCAAACAGGCACGGUCGCUCCAUUGAAUUGAGUUCCACGUGGAGUCGUAAGGUGAAAUAAUUCGAAGCUCGGAACGCAAGGUACUAGAGAACUCACUUGUCAUGUGCCGCAAUUAUAGCCACACCAUAUGAGCUCAAGUCAGACAGAUACCUGAUUGUCUCAUGCUCUUGAUUUGUGAGAACGAUGCAUCGGGGACAGUUUCCGCGCCAUCUCAAAGGCACAUUGCCACAUUCUCUCACUCGAACCUGGCCACACCUCAGCCCACUGCACUCAACAAGAGUGGUCACGCCUAGGCUCGGGCACUCGCUGGGCUCCUUUACACCGAAGAGAACUUUUGUCGAAAGUGCAGUCACGCACACUCAAGAGCUCAUUACAACAUUUCAUUUCUUCACCGGGACAUCAUGGUACAUCACCAUCGCCCUUGUGGCCUUUGGCGUGAACCUCGUUCGCCUCCCGUUUGUCAUAAACACAAGACGCAUGCAACAGCGGCGCCUUGAGCUCACCCCGCUGAAUGUUGCAUGGUAUAAUCGCAUGAUGAAGUCGGUACAUACAAAUCAGCCGAGGGCGAUAGAGCAGCUUGAAAAGGAAGCCCAAAAGAAGACGGCUAAGAAGAUGAAGAAGAUCUACAGCGACUUCGGCUUGCAGGCAUGGAAGGCCUUCUCCAGCGGCAUUAUCACAAUUCCAAUAUGGCUUGGCGUGAUGGAAUCACUCAGAAGACUUUGUGGUGGUCCUACAGGAUUGAUCGGGGCCCUCUUUUUCAACGAGGGCGAGGUCACUGAUGCGACUGCCAUCGCCGGACUAUCUUCAGACACCAGCUCGCUGGCCAAUGCUGCUUCCACUGCAGUAGACACUGCGUCUACGGCCGGUAUAAGUACGAUCGCAGACGUCGCCAUCCCGGCUGCGACGACGUUAGAACCGUCCCUUGCGACGGGAGGGCUUCUCUGGUUUCCUGACCUGUUGGUCCCCGAUCCUUACCACGUUUUACCAUGGCUUCUCUCCUUUACCAUGGCAGCAAACCUCGGACUCGUUCCUACGAGUGUAAAGGCAGCCCGGGAGCUACUUGGAGGAGGCCCAUUGGAAAAAUACAGCGACAAGAUAAACCCGAGGACAAGAUUGCGGCGCAUACUUCUCAUUUGUUCGAUAAGCAUCGCCCCCGUCACUAUGUAUUUUCCAGCGGCUUUACAUGUGUACUGGAUCUGCACCUCAUGCAUGUCCGCACUGAUGACGGAAGUGAUUUUUCGGUGCAUGCCACUACCAGCGCCCACGGCAGUCAUCGCCUCGGGUCAACAUCGGGUUAUGUUGUUGCCACGGCCGGAGAAAGAGGCCUCGAGGCGUCUGAGUGUAUUUGACUGAAACGCGCUGCUUAAAGAUAGCUGUAUAGACAAAGCUAGACAUGCACACCAAUCGACAAGGUGCUUAAUAACAAAGAGAAUAAGGAUAAAAGACUAAAAG
Pyricularia oryzae 70-15 is the source of this 1455-nucleotide messenger RNA. RefSeq lists its product as uncharacterized. NCBI's taxonomy places the organism in Eukaryota, Fungi, Ascomycota, Sordariomycetes, Magnaporthales, Pyriculariaceae. Bases 187 to 1356 code for a protein of 389 amino acids. The record is from RefSeq and is a predicted model, not a curated record. Gene Ontology annotation, molecular function: membrane insertase activity. Gene Ontology annotation, biological process: mitochondrial respiratory chain complex IV assembly; protein insertion into mitochondrial inner membrane from matrix. The transcript has a single exon. Gene Ontology annotation, cellular component: mitochondrial inner membrane.